Sphaerodactylus townsendi is the source of this 1353-nucleotide messenger RNA. RefSeq names its product A disintegrin and metalloproteinase with thrombospondin motifs 18-like. Bases 220 to 1353 code for a protein of 377 amino acids. The record is from RefSeq and is a predicted model, not a curated record. NCBI's taxonomy places the organism in Eukaryota, Metazoa, Chordata, Lepidosauria, Squamata, Sphaerodactylidae. The transcript is spliced from 6 exons.
GCCGCGCUUUGCAAAAAGCUGCGCGCUGGCAGCGGCGCAGGCGGGGAGGGAUCCCGGCUCGUCUCCUCCGGUGCCCGCGGUGGGUGGCGCAGCCCGGCCAUGCCCCAGCGGGCUGCCCCAAGCCUUGGCAGCAUGUGGCGGGGACCGGCGCUGCCGCUGCACGUGUCCGGCGGCGGCAGCGGCAGGUAACCCCCGUCCCUCGCCUUUGCCUCUCCCCAUAUGCCCAGAUGUGCCCAGGAGAGGGCCAUGGACUGGCUCCUGCUUCUCCUGGGGGCUUUGCCCGUCGCGAUUGGCAGCGGCACCUCCAUGCCCGCGCUCACCCUCUUCUGGCUGGGCGGCGUUGCCAAGGUGUGUUGCCUCUCUCGGGGGUCUUUGGCCUCGUCUUUCAGCGGUGAGGGUGGCAGCAGCAGCAGCAGCAUCGGUGGACUCAGCCAUGAUUACAUCUUUGUCACUCCCGUUGAGGUGGACUCCAGCGGAUCAUACAUCUCGCACAACAUUUUGCACGGCGCUAGGAGGAAGAGAUCUUUCCCGAGCUCUAAGAGUUCCUUGCACUACCGUUUUUCAGCAUUUGGACAAGAUAUGCACUUGGAGCUCAAACCUUCUGAUCUUUUUAGCUACAGUUUUACUGUCCAGGUCCUUGGGAAAGACGGCAUCGCAGAUCUCAAAGACCACCGGGUUGAACCGUGUUUCUAUCAGGGAUUUAUACGGAACUAUAACUCCUCUUCAGUAGCCAUAUCUACGUGUGUAGGCUUGUCAGGUUUGAUAAGGACCCAGGAGAAUGACUUCCUUAUAUCUCCAUUACCUCAACACCUAGCGCAGGAACACAACUACACGGCGCCCGCUGGACACCACCCUCACGUACUGUACAAACGGACAGCUGAAGAUAAAGUUCACCGGUACAAAGUAGAUUCAAAUCCCCAUCACAUUCCCCUUGGCCAUGGCAGCAAUCACCCUGCCCACAAGUAUCAGGUUCAAGCGAAUGAUUACCACCAUGGAAGGUUUCAAAAGCAGCAUUUUUGUGGACGUCGCAAGAAAUACACACCUAAGCCACCCACCGAGGACACAUUCAUCCUCUCUGAUGAAUACGGGAGUUCGACAAGGUUGAAAAGAUCCCCCAUUAAAAGCGAGAAAGGCGGAAGCUUGAAUGUGGAGACUCUGGUUGUGGCUGACAAGAAAAUGUUGGAGAAACACAGUAAGGAGAAUGUCACCACAUACAUCUUAACAGUGAUGAACAUGACAGAACCUCAUAGUUUUGGCCAGUACUGGCUGACUGCAGGUAUAAGUCCCUCUUUGAGGUACCCGUUCACGCUUACCUUGCCAUUAACUUCAUUUGCCCUCAGUAAUACAUUGUGA